ACACUCUGCGGCAUUGGUAUGAGGAGCUCCGACAAGACGAGUGGUAUUUGAAAGAUUGGAAUUUCCAGUCCGAAUGCGAGGGCCUGGGAAUCGAACCUCCGUACAAAUGUCCUCCGCAGUUUUCCGAUGACUGGCUGAAUCCGUAUUGGCAUUCUAUCGAGCCCAAGGGAGGCAAGGAUUAUCGCUUCAUGUAUUGGGGCUCUGAAGGGAGCACUACACCUAACCAUUUCGAUGUUAUGAUGAGCCAUAGCUGGUCUUAUAAUGUGAGAGGCAGGAAGGCGUGGAAAUUUGGGGCGCGCGAGAAUUGUAAGGAGCUGAGCAUUGAGUUCGAGCAGGGCCCUGGCGAGGUAGUGUUUGUGCCGAGUGGGUGGACUCACAGUGUUGUGAAUUUGGAGGAGGACACCAUAUCGAUCAACCAUAAUUGGUUUUGUGGACCGAAUAUUCGGCGAGUGUAUGCGGCCUUUGAGGCGGACGUGGCGGAGGUGAUAAGGAAUCUGCAUGGAUUCGGUGUCACACGGGAGCCUGACACUCAGUGGUAUGAUGAGCAUGUGCAGCUUAUUCUGAAGGGUAAUGACAGUAUGGAUAUCACUAUGUUGGUUGACUGCAUAUUAAUGGGCGUUGAGAAAAUGCAAGAAGCUUGUGAGAGUUCUUGGAUGAAAUACUCUUUGGACCAGGCGAACAUGGUACUGUUGGACAUUCUGUCUAAGUAUAGAUCGAUCUUGACCGACACCACCAUCGACAUUAUCAGCAACUUGGGAGAUUUUGAAAGCGUU
Perkinsus marinus ATCC 50983 is the source of this 773-nucleotide messenger RNA. RefSeq lists its product as hypothetical. The transcript has 2 exons. Gene Ontology annotation, biological process: protein hydroxylation; positive regulation of translational termination; negative regulation of gene expression. Gene Ontology annotation, cellular component: nucleus; cytoplasm. Gene Ontology annotation, molecular function: sequence-specific DNA binding; histone H4R3 demethylase activity. NCBI's taxonomy places the organism in Eukaryota, Perkinsozoa, Perkinsida, Perkinsidae. The annotation marks the transcript as partial. The record is from RefSeq and is a predicted model, not a curated record.